AUUUCAAUGCCGCUGUCAUGGCAGAAAAGAGGACAGAUUCUGGGCUACUGCUGUUGUUGUUACUGAUUUCUGUGUCUCUGUUACAUUUAUUCAUAUGCCCCUUCUCCAAAGUGGAAGAGAGCUUCAAUCUGCAGGCAGCACAUGAUAUUCUGUACCACAGACUCGACUUUGACCGGUACGACCAUCAUGAGUUCCCCGGCGUGGUUCCACGGACGUUCCUCGGGCCGCUCUUCAUAUCCGCCCUGGUCUCCCCCCUGGUGGCGCUGUCCUCCCUGCUGGAUGUACCCAAGAUCUACACGCAGCUGAUGGUGCGUGGCUGCCUUGGAGCGUGUGUGGUCGCGGCCCUCUGGCUCAUGCAGAAGGAGGUGAGGAAACAGUUCGGGUCGACGGUGGCCGCGCUCUUCUGCCUGACGUGUGCGUCGCAGUUCCACCUCAUGUUCUACUGCACGCGCACGCUGCCCAACGUGUUCGCCCUGCCCUUAGUUGUGAUGGCGUGCACGGCAUGGAUGGCCCAGAGGCACCGCCCCUUUAUCGCCCUCUCAGCCUUCGUCAUCAUCGUGUUCCGGGCGGAGCUCUGCCUCCUGCUGGGGCUCAUGUUGAUGAUGUCACUGGUCUGGAGGAGGCUGAGUCUGUCUGAGCUUUUCUGCUGUGCCGUGCCCGCCGGGAUACUAGCACUGGCUCUCAGCGUGGGCGUGGACUCGUUUUUCUGGCGCAGGCUCAUCUGGCCCGAGGGCCAGGUGCUGUGGUACAACACCGCCCUCAACAAGAGCUCCAACUGGGGAACCUCGCCCUUCCUGUGGUACUUCUACUCCGCCCUGCCCCGGGCGCUGGGCUGCACCCUGCCCCUGGUUCCCCUGGGGCUGCGUGACCCCCGGACGCGGGCCGUCCUGCUGCCCUCGCUGGGCUUCGUGCUGCUCUUCUCCCUGCUGCCGCACAAGGAGCUGCGCUUCAUCAUCUACGCCUUCCCGCUCCUCAACCUGGUGGCGGCCCGGGGCGCCUCCUACAUCCUGAGCAACUAUCACAAGUCCUGGCUCUACAAGCUGGGUUCGCUGCUCGUGAUUGGUCAGCUGCUGGCCAACGCCGUGUUCUCGGGCGUCUCUCUCUACGUCUCGCACUACAAUUACCCAGGAGGCCGAGCGCUACAGGAACUAGACCGGCGGGUCCCAGCCACCGCAGACGUCUGGGUCCACAUGGACCCCUACGUGGCUGAGACUGGGGUCUCACGUUUCCUGCAGCAGAGCAGCAUCUGGAGAUAUGACAAACGCGAGGACGUGCGUCCCGGCCACGCGGAGAUGAACACCUACUCCCACAUCAUCAUGGAGGUCAACACCACCAGCCUGCGCCUGCUCCAGGACACCCACCCGCCCCUGGCCUUCAUCCAGGGGUACGACCGGGUGGUGCUCACCCCCACCCAGCUGCCCCCCUUCAGGGUGCAGCUAGUAGACAAGGUGGUGAUCCUGCAGAGGAAGGACUUCAAGGCCGCUCCUAGCGGCGGGAGAUGACCGCGGACGUUGAGCGGUUCAUGGGAAGCAUCGGAAUACUAUGAGCGAAGUUGGCACUUUGUCGAGAAAAUACGAUUUUUCUGUUGUAGACACAGAGUUCUGUUGAUAGUGUGGUGUAUGAUGAAAGGUGGAGUAUUAGUCAUAACAUUACGGGACGUGACUGUAGGAGAUUUCAGGGGUUUGCGCAGGACAGACGUCAAGGAUCCUCAAAGUCCUGUUGGACCCGCGGAACCGGUUUGAUUCCCGCUCCGAGCUAUAAGGAUAACAUUGUUCCUAUGCAAAUCUACCAUCUUGGUGUUCGAAUCCAGAUACGUAGCCGAGAAGGACAACUGAGUUGCCCAAUCAGUUUCAAAAUCAACAAUGUUAUCAUGUAGAGUGGAUACAUUGGUGUGGUUGGGAUCAGCUCUUAUAUUAUUUUAAAGAAUAAAAUAGUAAUCAUAAAACCUCC
Molecule: messenger RNA, 1950 nt
Organism: Gadus morhua (Atlantic cod)
Lineage: Eukaryota; Metazoa; Chordata; Actinopteri; Gadiformes; Gadidae
Gene: alg12
Product: ALG12 alpha-1,6-mannosyltransferase
Exons: 9
Coding region: 18-1502 (494 amino acids)
Biological process (GO): protein N-linked glycosylation
Cellular component (GO): endoplasmic reticulum membrane
Molecular function (GO): alpha-1,6-mannosyltransferase activity
Source: RefSeq, a predicted model, not a curated record